Messenger RNA from Salvelinus fontinalis (brook trout), 19220 nucleotides. Its product is annotated as membrane progestin receptor alpha-like. Gene Ontology annotation, cellular component: plasma membrane. Gene Ontology annotation, biological process: response to steroid hormone. NCBI's taxonomy places the organism in Eukaryota, Metazoa, Chordata, Actinopteri, Salmoniformes, Salmonidae. The coding region runs from base 2787 to 3851 and encodes 354 amino acids. Gene Ontology annotation, molecular function: steroid binding; nuclear steroid receptor activity. The record is from RefSeq and is a predicted model, not a curated record. The transcript has 2 exons.
GUGGGCGUUUCUUUAUUUUCAGAGCAGAGCAUUUCAUUCCCUGACAGUGUGCAGUCAAAUAAGAUCUACGCUAUUGGUGAGAAUCUAGUGAAAAGACAGGAACGUACACCAAAUCUGACCGCUGAUUGGUUAGAACAUCUUUUUGUCAAAGGCUCGUGGCUCUUUGACUACGGAUAGCGUCUUGUUAAACAAAUAUAUAUAAAGCCGACAGGCGCUCCACCCGCACAAGAAUAAUCUAACUUUAGUAAUUUUAUUGAUGAAACAAUGUGAUUCAUAUUUGAUGUAUUAAUGAAUAAUCCAAAGGAUUCAAUAUUCAAGGUUUUGCACUGAAACUGCGUUUGCCUUCUUCAGCACAGGUAACUCUCGGUCUUCCUUUCCUGUGGAGGUCCUCAUGAGAGCCAAUUUCAUCAUAUCGGUUUUUGCGACUGCACUUGAAGAAAACGUUUUUGAAAUGUCCCGUAUUGACUGACCUUCGUUUCCUAAAGUAAUGAUGGACUGUCGUUUCUCUUUUCUUAUUUGAACUGCCAUAAUAUGGACUUGGUCUUUUACCAAACAGGGCUAUUUCUGUAUACCAAGCCUACCUUGUCACAACACAACUGAUCGGCUCAAACACAUUGAGAAGGAAAGAAAUUCAAGAAAUUAACAAGGCACACCUUUUAAUUGAAAUGCAUUCCAGGCGACUACCUCAUGAAGCUUGUUGAGAGAAUGCCAAGAGUGUGCAAAGCUGUAAAGCUUUUGUUAUUAAGGCAAAAGGUGGCUACUUUGAAGAACCUCAAAUAUAAAAUAUUGUCACACCCUGAUCUGUUUCACCUGUCUUUGUGCUUGCCUCCACCCCCCUCCGGGUGUCUACAAUCUUCCCCAUUAUCCCCAGGGUAUUUAUACCUGUGUUCUCUGUUUGUCUGUUGCCAGUUUGUUUUGUGAAACCUACCAGAGUUUUUCCACUUUCUUCUGUCUGUUCUAGUUCCUGUUUUCUAGUUUUUCCCGGUUUUGACCAUUCUGCCUGCCCAGACCCUGCCUGCUGUUCUGUACCUUGCCAUACCACACUGGAAUAUUGAUCCCUACCUGCUCUGACCUUGAGACUCCCUGCCGUUCUGGACCUUUUGUACCCUAUCUGGAUUACUGACCUCUGCCUACCUGUUGUUUUGCCUGCCCCUGUAACUAGUAAUACACUUUUGUUACUUUGACACUCUGCAUAUGGGUCUUACCUGAAACGUGAUACAUAUGUUUUGAUUUGUUAAACAGUUUUGGUUUACUACAUGAUUCCAUAUGUGUUAUUUCAUAGUUUUGAUGUCUUCACUAUUAUUCUACAAUGAGUAGGUGUGUCCAAACUUUUGCUUGGUACUGUACUUAGAUUUCAACAAACAUUAAUGACAUCAUACUUGCUCAAACCUUCAUGUUCCUACAGUAUCCAUACCCAUCUUGUUUGUUCUCAUAAUAACAUGCUUUCUUAUUUUUCAUCAUUUUGGUAUUUCAUGGGCUUGUAAUACUUUAUGCCAUAUGGCUUCAAAUUGUUCUAUUUUAUUUCUAUCAUUAGGCCACAUUUUUUCAAUAUUUUAAUAAUAAUGCAUUUGAUUCAUCUAUUGAUAGAAGAUCAUUUGAUUUCCAUUUCCCCUCAAAAUUAUUGACGAGAAAAUAAUGAUCCAACCCAUCGGAUAUCUCACUUCACCCUCAUAUGCCAUGUCUUGAAAUACGCAGAUAGAUGGAUUAAAAGUAAACUUACAUUGUAAAACUUCUGAUAGCCAACUUUCUAACUCCUCCCAUAACUUUUGUACUUCAUAGCACUCCCAGAAGGCAUGAAUUAUUGAGUAAUUGUUUGUUUUACAUUUAAGACAUGACUCUACCAUUGUGUUGUAGAAUUUGUGUAUUUUGUCUCUUGUAUAAUACAUUCUUGUAACGUUCGUCGUCUGAAGAAGGAUCGGACCAAAGCGCAGCGUGGUAAGUGUUGAUGAUUUUUUAUUAGAACACUAUAACAAAAUAACAAGAGAAUAAAUGAAACCGUCCUGUAAGAUGCAAAACACUAAACAGAAAAUAACUACCCACAAAAACCAUGUGGGAAAAAGCUACCUAAGUAUGGUUCUCAAUCAGAGACACCGAUAGACAGCUACCUCUGAUUGAGAACCACACCCGGCCAAACACAAAGAAAUACAAAACAUAGAAAAUGAACAUAGAAUGCCCACCCAAAUCACACUGUGACAAUUCUAUACAUUAGUUUAUACUUGGUUAAGCGUACAUUUUUGGUAGCUGUAAUUUUGUUAUUUAUGUUCCAACACUUCCAUCUUGUGCCAAUAUCAGUUAUUUUUAUGUCUUGAUUCCAAUAAUUUAUAUAUUAUAUAUUUAAGAGAUUGUCAGUUGGAUAGGCUCUCUGCAAGGUUUUGUAGGCUAUAUCUUACCUAUCAUAUGAGUAUCCUUUUCUGACUCAAAUAGGAUAUCCUCAACAUUGCUUGGAUGUAAAAAAAUAUUUCAGAUCGAAAGUACGUCAUAUAAAACUGUUAAAUUGCAUAUAUUCGAGAGAGAAAAAAGUACACUGCUUUGUUUCCGAUGUAGACAUUAUAAAGAUAUCUGUUAAAUGAAAUAAUCUAACAAGCUAAUCUACCCCCUCCACCCACCCCCAGUACUAAACCAAAGCCCAAAAAUCUAAGCAUUGUCAUAUCAUGCAACACACAUAGACCUAAUGCAUAUGGAUUAGGGUCUAAAUCCUCAUCAGAAAUGAUAGCUCAUGGCCAGAUAGAUAUUAUUGACUGACUGUGAACUCAUUCUCUGCUCUCAUCUCCUGUAUCUAGUUUGCCAUGGCGACUGUGGUGAUGGAGCAGAUUGGUCGCCUGUUCAUCAAUGCUCAACAGUUGCGUCAGAUUCCUCAGCUGCUCGAGUCGGCCUUCCCUACUCUGCCCUGCACUGUGAAAGCCCAUGACGUGCCCUGGGUGUUCCGUGAGCCUCACAUCAUUGGAGGCUACAGGCAGCCGGACCACAGUUGGCGCUACUACUUCCUCACCCUCUUCCAGAGGCACAACGAGGCACUCAACGUUUGGACCCACCUGCUGGCCGCCUUCAUCAUCCUGGUCAAGUGCCAGGAGCUGUCCGAGACAGUGGAUUUCCUCCGUGACCCCCACGCCCAGCCCCUGUUUAUCGUCCUCCUCUCAGCCUUCACCUACUUGUCGUUCAGUGCCCUGGCCCACCUGCUCAACGCCAAGUCCGAGCUCUCCCACUACACCUUCUACUUCCUGGACUAUGUGGGCGUGGCCAUAUACCAGUAUGGCAGCGCCCUUGCCCACUAUUACUACGCCAUCGAGGAGGGCUGGCACGCCCGGGUGCGAGGGAUCUUCCUGCCCACCGCAGCGUUCCUGGCCUGGUUCUCGUGCUUCGGCUGCUGCUACGGAAAGUAUGCCAGCCCGAGGCUGCCCAAGUUUGCCCACAAGCUCUUCCAGGUGGUUCCCUCGGGCCUGGCCUACUGCCUGGACAUCAGCCCCGUGCUGCACCGCAUCUACAGCUGCCACCAGCAGGAGGGGGGCUGCUCCAACCAGGCUGUGGCUUACCACCGCUACCAGGUACUCUUUUUCCUGGUGAGCGCCUACUUCUUUGCCUGUCCCCACCCAGAGUGCUGGCUGCCCGGGCGAUGUGACUUCAUUGGCCAGGGCCACCAGAUCUUCCACGUGUUCCUGGUGCUGUGCACUCUGGUGCAGAUCGAGGCGACACGCAUAGACUACAUUGAGCGGAGGCCCCUCUACGAGCGUCUCCACGGCAACCUGGCCCACGACACAGUGGCGCUCUUCGUCUUUACAGCAUGUUGCAGCGCGCUCACUGCCUUCUACGUGCGGAAACGUGUGCAGGCGCAAAUGCUUGAGAAAGUGGAGUAGGAGCUGUCAGGACAGAGGGAUAAAUUAGGAUAAGGGAGAAAGACUUUAAUCUGAUUUACACUGGGAAGCUAAAAAGACAAGAGAUUAAACAAAUCAGACUGUUGAUUUUGGCCUGCCAAAUGACAUUUUAAACUGGCAACAUAGACUUUGUCUUGCGAUGUUGACCUUCCAGGAAGACAGAAAAACCUGGUAGGUUCUGUCUGUCACAGCACAAGCAGAACCUGUAACACUUCAAAUAACAUUGCUUCACUUCACAGAGAUGGUAAAAUGAAGGUUGGAAUUGAGACUUUUUUAUUGUGUUGAUUUUCCUCUUAAUUUUCCACUCGCUACUGUGAGAUCACAUGUCAUGGCCUAGCUAUCUACUGAAUAGUCAGAAUGACUUUUUGACUUUAUACAGUAUUGACUGACCAACUCCAAGCAUGACACAAACCAUCUCAAUAGAGGUAUGCAGGAAAGAAUGGAAAGUAUAUUCACAUUGCCCUUAAGUGCAUAAUCAAAUAAAUAAUUAUAAUAAGAAUUUAAAAUAAGAAUUUCUCACCAGCUUUUAUUUCUUAAAAAUACAAUGUGAGUUUCAAAGUGAUUUGACUCCCAAGUCAAAUGUUAGUGCUUAACAAAGACCAGUAUUAUUUUUUUUAUUCCUUGGUUAUCCCAUGAUAUUCCAGCGAGCUGCAGUCAACACUGCCAAAUGACUCAUUCUCUGUGUUUUAUCUACCAUUUUCUCUGCCCAUUUUCUCCAAAGCUAUGUUUUCUAAGUGAUUGAGAUGCCUUUACGGACUGUCAGAUAUAAUAGACUGGCAGUUAGACUUGGCUAGAGGCAUAGAGCACACAAUUUGCAAACCAAACCGAACAUUUCUCCUCUAAGAUACAUAAAUUGGCCAUUUUACUAACAUGCGGAUUUAUCAUGUCAAAGAACAAAGCUGGCACUCUUAGGAGAGUUGGCGUAAGAAAUGGAUGGAAUUAUGUGCCCAAGAUUACAAAGAUGUCUCUUUGUCGUUGUGAUAAUAUUCCUUUUGUAUUCAAAGGGCUGGAACUUCAGCUUUUGCUUUGUCACACCCGAUGAUGUCAAUGCCUUUGUGUGUAUUGUUCAGUCUUUUCAUGGACUUGACUUUACGCACAAAAGGGCUGUCUGAGUACUGAGUAUGGUGACUUACUGUUUGUAUAUUUGUAUAUGUAUGGUUGGGUAUGUAUGUGCCUUGAAGCAUGUCUCUUUGCGUGUAUAUAGGUUUGUGUGUGAUUCAGAUGUGAAUGUGUUUGAAAGCCUGUCUUUGCACUGCUUUCUUGUAUUCGAGACCCUCCUCAAGAACAUUGUAGUCCUUUAACAUCCUCUCAAGUCUCUUAGGGUGACAUUUUAAGUCUGUCACACAGCAGCGAAAGGUGAAAAAAAUGACUCACAAUAGAGCUGGAUUUAUUUUAAAACCUAUUUUUAUGAUGUCCAUGAAACUGUGGCAAUAAUAUAUUUAGAUCUAAAGUAAACAAUGCAUUUAUUACACAGGUACUCAAAUCAGGACCAGGAGACAAUCAUUCCAAUACUCAAUUUGAAUGAAAUGCCAUUUAAAAUGUUCAUUUUAGAUGAAUAAGAUAAUGUUGCCCUUGUGUUCUGUUGUGAGAUGCCUCCUAAAACGUAUGUCAUUUUAUAUGUGCUGAUCAGAUGGAGGUUUGAGGUGGCAUUGAACUUUACAGACCUGAGAGCACUGACGGGUUUGGGUUCAGCCAAAGUCACUGAUAAUGUCACCUAUAAAGCUUAGACUAAUAUCUAACAGGUGACGAAAAGGUUAAAUCAUGACCGACUUACAGGUAACUGCCAAAAUAAAGGAAACACUUAAGGAAAUGAGGGAUACAAAGUAUAUUGAAAGCAGGUGCUUCCACACAGAUGUGAUCCUGAGUUAAUUAGGCAAUUAACUUAGGAUGCCACCAUGCUUAGGAUCAUGUAUAAAAAUGCCCAGUUGCCCAUUAUUUUGGCUACCAUGGCUAGAAGAAGAGAGCUCAGUGACUAUGAGAGGGGUCUCAAAAGAUCAUAGGGGGUUUAAAGUGUGUGUGUGUGUGUGUGUGUGUGUGUGUGUGUGUGUCUCAGUCACCAGAUCUCAACCCAAUUGAACACUUAUGGGAGAUUCUGGAGUGGCGCCUGAAACAGCGUUUUCUACCACCAUCAACAAAACACCAAAUUAUGGAAUUUCUCAUGGAAGAAUGAUGUCGCAUCCCUCAUAUAGAGUUCCAGAUACUUGUAGAAUUUAAGCCAAGGAGUAUUGACGCUGUUCUGGUGGCUCGUGCUGGCCCAACUUCCUAUUAAGAAACUUUAUGUUGGCGUACCUUUAUUUUGGCAGUUACCUGAAUUUGAAUUGUUAUGGUUUCACUGAUAAAGUGGUUGCAAUGCUUCUACACCUUCUACACCUGCAUUGCUUGCUGCUUGGGGUUUUAGGCUGGGUGUCUGUACAGCACUUUGUGACAUCAGCUGAUGUAAGAAGGGCUUUAUAAAUACAUUUGAUUGAUUAAUUGAUUGCAAUGACUACAAUACAAUGAUUGUGACCCCUAGUAUCCAAACUACGCGCCAUUCCUAACACAAGCGCCAUUCCUAACACAAACCACCUCUGAGUUAUAUAACUGUUAACCUUGAUACUACUGACUCUCACUGUCCUGCACGGAACCUAAUUCUAACCACUGUAUCCAGUUUUACCCAGCAUUGCUACUGGUAGGUUACUGUUUUUUGUCAGGAAUCUUGUUCUGGAGGCAGCUCUGCAGGGUGGUCACUAGCUGGCACAGCCACAAAGUCAUUCAAUUUGAUUUUAACCACACUGCAUACCCCAGAGGUGGCACCACAGGUACCAGAGUGGUGUGACAGAAAAAUUAUUCUGGGACCCGUAGUUUUUCCUGAUCUGAUAACCUAACCAGAUAAAACUCAUUACUUUAUACAGUAUGACGUGAUUAAUCUGUUGUAAAAAGGAUGAAUAUGGGCUAUGAUGGGACCAGAGUUGAAAAGCAUGUCAAACUGCCUUAUAGUUGUUCAUAUUACUAGAACGACUAGGGGGGUUUCCUAUAUACAGUCGUGGCCAAAAGUUUUGAGAAUGACACAAAUAUUCAUCUUCACAGUCUGCUGCCUCAGUUUGUAUGAUGUUCAUUUGCAUAUACUCCAGAAUGUUAUGAAGAGUGAUCAGAUGAAUUGCAAUUAAUUGCAAAGUCCCUCUUUGCCAUGCAAAUGAACUGAAUCCCCCCAAAACAUUUCCACUGCAUUUCAGCCCUGCCACAAAAGGACCAGCUGACAUCAUGUCAGUGAUUCCCUCAUUAACACAGGUGUGAGUGUUGACGAGGACAAGGCUGGAGAUCACUCUGUCAUGCUGAUUGAGUUCGAAUAACAGACUGGAAGCUUCAAGAGAAGGGUGGUGCUUGGAAUCAUUGUUCUUCCUCUGUCAACCAUGGUUACCUGCAAGGAAACACGUGUCGUCAUCAUUGAUUUGCACAAAAAGGGCUUCACAGGCAAGGAUAUUGCUGCCAGUAAGAUUGCACCUAAAUCAAACAUUUACCGGAUCAUCAAGAACUUCAAGGAGAGUGGUUCAAUUGUUGUGAAGAAGGCUUCAGGGUGCCCAAGAAAGUCCAGCAAGCGCCAGGACCAUCUCCUAAAGUUGAUUCAGCUGCGGGACCGGGGCACCACCAGUACAGAGCUUGCUCAGGAAUGGCAUCAGGCAGGUGUGAGUGCAUCUGCACGACUUUUGGAGGAUGACCUGGUGUCAAGAAGGGCAGCAAAGAAGCCACUUUUCUCCAGGAAAAACAUCAAGGACAGACUGAUAUUCUACAAAAGGUACAGGGAUUGGACUGCUGAGGACUGGGGUAAAAUCAUUUUCUCGGAUUAAUCCCCUUUCCGAUUGUUUGGGGCAUCUGGAAAAAAGCUUGUCUGGAGAAGACAAGGUGAGCGCUACCAUCAGUCCUGUGUCAUGUCAACAGUAAAGCAUCCUGAGACCAUUCAUGUGUGGGGUUGCUUCUCAGCCAAGGGAGUGGGCUCACUCACAAUUUUGACUAAGAACACAGUCAUGAAUAAAGAAUGGUACCAACACAUCCUCCGAGAGCAACUUCUCCUAACCAUCCAGGAACAGUUUGGUGAUGAAUAAUGCCUUUUCCAACAUGAUGUUGCACCUUGCCAUAAGGCAAAAGUGAUAACUAAGUGGCUUGGGGAACAAAACCUUGAUAUUUUGGGUCCAUGGCCAGGAAACUCCCCAGACCUUAAUUCCAUUGAGAACUUGUGGUCAAUCCUCAAGAGACGGGUGGACAAACAAAAACCUACAAAUUCUGACAAACUCCAAGCAUUGAUUAUGCAAGAAUGGGCUGCCAUCAGUCAGGAUGUGGCCCAGAAGUUAAUUGACAGCAUGCCAGGGCGGAUUGCAGAGGUCUUGAAGAAGAAGGGUCAACACUGCAAAUAUUGACUCUUUGCAUCAACUUCAUGUAAUUGUCAAUAAAAGCCUUUGACACUUACGAAAUGCUUGUAAUUGUACUUCAGUAUUCCAUAGUAACAUCUGACAAAAAUAUCUAAAGACACUGAAGCUGCAAACUUUGUAAAAAUGUAUAUUUGUGUCAUUCUCAAAACUUUUAGCCGCGACUGUACAUACACAGAGAAAGCAACGUUAUUGGACAAUACAACUCACAGGGCUGAGCUUGUUUUAUGCAGGUUUGCAAUGUUUAGUCCUGCCCUAUGCAACUGUAGGCCUAAUUAAACAUUUACUCACAGUCUAUGUCAGCUAUUGUGUUUAUUGAUUAAUAAGCCCUGAAUAAAUACAUCAAACAAAUACAAUGUACAAAAUUACAAAACAUAUUAAGAAAAACAGACACAUUACUCUGAACUGAGCAAGGGGACCAGAACAUAUCAUUUCAGAGAGCUCUGUAAAUUGUUCCACAUAAACCACUAGAUGCUGUUUUCCAUUUUGCCCUUAGGUGGUGGGCCGCUUUGCAUCUAAGGAGAGAGCAGCAUUUUCUUGUGUUAAUCUACAAAGCACUCAUGCAGAAACUUACUAUGUAUCUAUCAUCAUUAAUUCCAUUUAGAUGCACAAAUGAUCAAACCCGGUCUCAGGCUUGGUUUCCACAGAGUCUCCACAUAGUUGGGUAAAGACUUACCCUUUAAGUGUAAAUGCUGCUGCAUGCAUAUAGAUAACAUCCCCAUAGUCUAAAAUAGACGUACAGUUGAAGUUGGAAGUUUACAUACAACUUAGCCUAAUACAUUUAAACUUAGAUUUUCACAAUUCCUGACAUUUAAUCCUAAUACGAAUUCCCUGUCUUAGGUCAGUUAAUUAUAACCACUUUAUUUUAAGAAUGUGAAAUGUCAGAAUAGUAGUAGAGAGAAUGAUUUAUUUCAGCUUUUAAUUCUUUCAUCACAUUCCCAGUUGGUCAGUAGCAUUGCGUUCAAUUGUUUAACUUGGGUCAAACGUUUCAGGUAGCCUUCCACAAGCUUCCCACAAUAAGUUGGGUGAAUUUUGGCCCAUUCCUCCUGACAGAGCUGGUGUAACUGAGUCAGGUUUGUAGGCCUCCUUGCUCACACAAGCUUUUUCAGUUUUGCCCACAAAUUGUCUAUAGGAUUGAGGUCAGGGUUUUGUGAUUGCCACUCCAAUACCUUGACUUUGUUGUCCUUAAGCCAUUUAGCCACAACUUUGGAAGUAUGCUUGGGGUCAUUGUCCAUUUGGAAGACCCAUUUGCGACCAAGCUUUAGCUUCCUGACUGAUAUCUUGAGAUGUUGCUUCAAUAUAUCCACAUAAUUUCCCCCACUCAUGAUGCCAUCUAUUUUGUGAAGUGCACGAGUCCCUCCUGCAGCAAAGCACCCCCACAACAUGAUGCUUCCACCGCCGUGCUUCAUGGUUGGGAUGGUGUUCUUCGGCUUGCAAGCCUCCCCCUCUUUCCUCCAAACAUAAUGAUGGUCAUUAUGGCCAAACAGUUAUAUUUUUGUUUCAUCAGACCAGAGGACAUAUCUCCAAAAAGUAUGAUCUUUGUCCCCAUGUGCAGUUGCAAACCGUAGUCUGGCUUUUUUAUGGCAGCUUUGGAGCAGUGGCUUCUUCCUUGCUGAACGGCCAUUCAGGUUAUGUCAUUAUAGGACUCGUUUUACUGUGGAUAUAGAUACUUUUGUACCUGUUUCCUCCAGCAUCUUCACAAGGUCCUUUGCUGUUGUUCUGGGAUGGAUUUGCACUCUACGCACCAAAGUACGUUCAUCUCCAGGAGAUAGAACGCGUCUCCUUCCUGAGCGGUAUGACGGCUGCGUGGUCCCAUGGUGUUUAUACUUGCAUACUAUUGUUUGUACAGAUUAAACGUGGUACCUUCAGGCAUUUGGAAAUUGCUCCCAAGGAUGAACCAGACUUGUGGAGGUCUACAAUUGUUGUUCUGAGGUCUUGGCUGAUUUCUUUUGAUUUUCCCAUGAUGUCAAGCAAAUAAGCACUGAGUUUGAAGGUAGGCCUUGAAAUACAUCCACAGGUACAUCUCCAAUUGACUCAAAUGAUGUCAUUUAGCCUAUCAGAAGCUUCUAAAGCCAUGACAUAAUUUUCUGGAAUUUUCCAAGCUGUUUAAAGGCACAGUCAACUUAGUGUAUGUAAACUUCUGACCGACUAGAAUUGUGAUACAGUGAAUUAUAAGUGAAAUAAUCUGACUGUAAACAAUUGUUGGAAAAAUGACUUGUGUCAUGCACAAAGUAGAUGUCCUAACCGACUUGCCAAAACUAUAAUUUGUUAACAAGAAAUUUGUGGAAUGGUUGAAAAAUGUGUUUUAAUGACUCCAACCUAAGUAUAUGUAAUUUUCCAAUUUCAACUGUACAAGUGGCCUGGACAAUUUCCUUCCUAUUAACAAAAGUAAGACAUUCUUUUUUUCUGUAAAAGAAACCAACCUUGAACUUCAACUUCUUCACCAGCUCAGUAACAUGUUUCAUAAAUGACAGUUUGUCAUCAAGCCAGAUACCAAGAUAAUUGUCGGAAGGAACUCGCUCAAUUUGUGUACCGUUCAAACUAGUCAUUACAAAUUUAUUUAAAUCUGGUUUAUGGGACCUAGAAAAAAGCAUGUGUUUUGUUUUGUUUGCAUUUAGUUAAUACUCUUACACAAAGAGAUUGCCGUUAUAAAACUGCAGUAAAAGUGCAGUAACUGCAGUCAACUGUGAUAUUUUGAACACAGUAAUUCCAGAAUAACUGCAGUGUACUGCUCUUGAACUGCAGUUAUACUGCACUGUAACUGCAGUUACACUGCAAAAUUACAGCAGUGAAAAAAGCAGUUUAUUUUGGACUCUGCAGACUGCAGUUAUACUGUGCUCUAACUGCAGCUAUUGUGCAGUGUACUGCAGUUAUAUUGCACUCUGGUUGCAAUCUUUUUUAUCAAGGGAAAUUUUCUUACGGGUAAUUUUAGAUUGUAAAGUCUAGGUAGUUUGAAUAUUUGAAAAUUAACCAAAUUUGAUUCCAUUCACAUUUUCUCACAAACAAAUGGCCGAUAAAUAAACAACGCUACCACUUAAUUUACCCUGGCCAGAGAGACAGGUUGCGUAAUAGGCUAGACAGUUGUUAGUAGCUUACAGUAGAUCAGACUGACGUGUCUACACUUGACAAUUACAUGCGACUUCUGUUAUCAGAUUACGAAGAUCGCAUUGAAAGGUCUGGUUGAGUGCUUUGCUUUUGUGGUCUGAUUGUGUUCAGAUCUGUCUGACCACUUCAAGAGGUGGUCAAGGAUGCAUUGUGAGGCCUCCCGGGUGGCGCAGUGGUCUAGGGCACUGCAUCGCAGUGCUAACUGCGCCACCAGAGUCUCUGGGUUCGCCCCCAGGCUCUGUCGCAGCCGGCCGCGACCGGGAGGUCCGUGGGGCGACGCACAAUUGGGCCAGCGUCGUCCGGGUUAGGGAGGGUUUGGCCGGUAGGGAUUUCCUUGUCUCAUCGCGCUCCAGCGACUCCUGUGGCGGGCUGGGUGCAGUGCGCGCUAACCAAGGGGGGCCAGGUGCACGGUGUUUCCUCCGACACAUUGGUGCGGCUGGCUUCCGGGUUGGAGGCGCGCUGUGUUAAAGAAGCAGUGCGGCUUGGUUGGGUUGUGCUUCGGAGGACGCAUAGCUUUUGACCUUCGUCUCUCCCGAGCCCGUACGGGAGUUGUAGCGAUGAGACAAGAUAGUAAUUACUAGCGAUUGGAUACCACGAAAAUUGGGGAUAAAAGGGGAUAAAAUAAAAAAAAAUAAAAAAAGGAUGCAUUGUGUGCGGAUUGCUCCUCUGUCUUCAUGCAAUCAGGCUAUGGCAAGCGCAUACAGUGGGCUACGUCAUCAGCACUCCAGAAAACAAGUUUUUUGGGACCGAGACCCACCUUUUCAUUAUAAUGUUGGAGGAAAUACGUUCCUCACGCGCUAGGAACGUAUUUUCUGGCCUCAUAAAUGCUAGCCAGCUAGCUAAUAUUUAGAAAAACAUUUGUUUUGUUUGGCUACAGAGGGUAGCUGGAUAGUUAGCUACAGUAGUUAGCUGCUGCCAUCUGUGUUAUCAUAUUUUGCCUAUGCCACCAUUUGUAGAAUGCAUACUGGCAUUUGAAUAUAGCACGGGAAAAGGAAAUAUCAGAUUUACAUAAGUUUUCAUAUAUAGACCCUUUACUCAGUACUUUUCUGAAGCACCUUUCGCAGCGAUUACAGCCUCGCGUCUUCUUGGGUAUGACGGGACAAGCUUGGCAAACUUGUUUUUGGGGAGUUUCUCCCAUUCUUCUCCAGGUAUCCUCUCAAGCUCUGUCAGUUGUAAUGUGGAGCGUUGCUGCACAGCUAUUUCAGGUCUCUACAAAGAUGUUCAAUCAGGUUCAAGUCCGGGCGCUGGCUGGGAUACUCAAGGACAUUGUUUAUUUAUUUAUUUUGAUUUAACUAGACAGGUCAGUUAAGAACAAAUUCUUACUUACAAAUGACGGCCUACCCCGGCGAAAAACCCGGACAACGCUGAGCCAAUUGUGCUCCGUCCUAUAGGACUCCCAAUCAUGGCUGGUUGUGAUACAGCCUGGAAUUGAACCAGGUUCGGUAGUGAUACCUCUAGCAGUGAAAUGCAGUGCCUUAGACUGCUGCGCCACUCAGGAGCCCAAAUUCAGAGACUUGUCCCGAAGCCACUCCUGUGUUAUCUUGGCUGUGAGCUUAGGGACGUUGUCCUGUUGGAAGGUGAACCUUCACACCAGUCUGAGGUCUUGAGCACUCUGGAACAGGUUUUCAUCAAGGAUCUCUCUGCGCUCCGUUCAUCUUUCCCUCGAUCCUGACUAUUUUUUCAGUCCCUGUCGCUGAAAUAAAUACCCAUAGCAUCGGACUGCUUUUUCUCGACCACAUCUCUGGAUUCCUACCGCAAGCUCUGAACCUUUACACUGGAUCAUCCUAGCUAGCUAGCUGCUAUCCGAGUAGCUACUCCUGGCUAAUGUCUCUGUCCCGAAGCAAGCACCAGUUAGCCUGGAGCUAGCCUCGAGCUAGGCCCAUUUCCCGGCUAGCCAAAGAGGUCCACCAGCCAAUUCUUGGGCUACAAUACCUCUUUUGCCAAUUGGCCUGGACCAUUUACUGCUGACACGGAGCCCCGCCGAUCCAUCACGACUGGUCUGCCGAUGUAACCAUCCGAGGUGGUCUCAACAGGCUCUUCCAUUGCGACGUUGCCGGAUUUCCAUCUGCUAUCCCCGGCCCGCUAGCUGUCUGAAUCGCAGUGUCUCCAGCUCGCCUAGCGUAGUAGCGACUACGAAAUUGACUCCCUGAAACAUCUAUUGCUACUCAUUGGAUCCUACGAUCACUCGGCUAGACAUGCCUCUCCCUAAUGUCAAUAUGCUUUGUCUAUUGCUGUUUUGGUUAGUGAUUAUUGUCUUAUUUCACUAUAGAGCCCCUAGCCCAGCCCGAUAGGCCUUAGAUAGCCAUUUUGUUCCACCCCCCACACAUGCGUUGACCUCACCUGGCUUAACUGGUGCCUCCAGAAACAAAACCUCUCUCAUCGUCACUCAAUGCCUAGGUUUACCUCCACUGUACUCACAUCCUACCAUACCAUUGUCUGUACACUAUGCCUUGAAUCUAUUCUUCCGAGCCCAGAAACCUGCUCCUUUUACUUUCUGUUCCGAACGCACUAGACGACCAGUUCUUAUAGCCUUUAGCCGUACGCUUAUCCUACUCCUUCUCUGUUCCUCUGGUGAUGUAGAGGUUAACUUCAUUGGGAUAGGGGGCGGUAUUUUGACGUCCGGGUGAAAAGCGUGUCCAAAGUAAACUGCCUGCUACUCAGGCCCAGAAGCUAGGAUAUGCAUAUAAUUGGUCGAUUUGGAUAGAAAACACUCUAAAGUUUCUAAAACUGUUAAAAUAAUGUCUGAGUAUAACAGAACUUAUUUGAAAGGCGAAACCCCGAGGACAAACCAUCCAGGAUUUUUUUUUUGGAGUUCACUGUGUUUUUCCAUUAUUUUCUAUGGGAAUCUAGAUUUCUGAGGCACCUCGUUGCAGUUCAUAUGGCUUCCACUAGAUGUCAACAGUCUUUAGAAAUUGGUUGAUGUUUUUCUUUUGAGUAAUGAAGAAGUAACCCUUUCCGAGUGUCGAGCCUAGUGGACUGUUUUGUUUGGGGCGCACGACCUUCGCUCACCCAGCUACACAAUACCCCAUAAUGAAAGUCAAAACAUGUUUUUAGAAAUAGUUGUACAUUUUGUUGAAAAUAACAACUCGCUCCAAUCGCUCGCUCCACUUUCAUUUUAUCCGCUAUUGAACACAGUAUAUUCCGUCUUCAAUAUUAUCAAUUAUUUACGUUUUAAAAUACCUAAAGUUGGAUUAGGAAAGUUGUUUGAAAUGUUUGGACCAAGAUUACAGGUAAUUUAUUAGAUAAUUUGAAGUCAUUUUGGGUGAGUUGGAACCGGUGUUUUUCUGAAUCAAACGUGCCAAAUAAAUUGACAUUUUGGUGACAUAAUGAUGGAAUUUAUCGAACAAAAAGACCAUUUGUGAUGUUUAUGGGACAUUUGAGUGCCAACAGAAGAAAAUUUUCAAAGGUAAGGUGUCGCGCCUGGCGGGUUGAAAUAUGACUGUCGUGUUUGUAUGAUGGGGUGCUGUCCUCAGAUAAUCGCAUGGUUUGCUUUCGCCGUAAAGCCUUUUUGAAAUCUGACAAGAAUUAAACUGUAUUUUGGUGUAUUGCACUUGUGAUCUUAUGAAAGUUAAAUAUUUAUAAUAAUUUAAUUUUUGAAUUUGGCGCUCUGCCAUUUCACCGGAUGUUGUCAUAUCGAUCUCGCUAAUGGGAUUUGAUCAAUAAGAAGUUUAACCCAGGCCCUGCAGCCCCCAGCACCACUCCCAUUCCCCAGGCGCUCUCAUUUGUUGACUUUUGUAACCGUAAAAGCCUCGGUUUCAUGCAUGUUAACUUUAGAAGCCUCUUCCCUAAGUUUGUUUUAUUCACUGGGGGGCAGAAUUUUUAUGUUUGGAAAAAUAACGUUCCCAAAGUAAGCUGCCUAUUUCUCAGGUCCAGAUGCUAUAAUAUACAUAUAAUUGACAGAGUAGGAUAGAAAACACUCUAAAGUUUCCAAAACUGUCAAAAUAUUGUCUGUGGGCCUCCCGGGUGGCGCAGUGUUCUAGGGCACUAGAACACUGCGCCACCAGAGUCUCUGGGUUCGCGCCCAGGCCCUGUCGCAGCCGGCCACGACCGGGAGGUCCGUGGGGCGACGCACAAUUGGCAUAGCGUCGUCCGGGUUAGGGAGGGUUUGGCCGGUAGGGAUAUCCUUGUCUCAUCGCGCUCCAGCGACUCUAUAGCGGGCCGGGCGCAGUGCGCGCUAACCAAGGGGGCCAGGUACACGGUGUUUCCUCCGACACAUUGGUGCGGCUGGCUUCCGGGUUGGAGGCGCGCUGUGUUAAGAAGCAGUGCUGCUUGGUUGGGUUGUGCUUCGGAGGACGCAUGGCUUUCGACCUUCGUCUCUCCCGAGCCCGUACGGGAGUUGUAGCGAUGAGACAAGAUAGUAAUUACUAGCGAUUGGAUACCACGAAAAUUGGGGAGAAAAUGGGGUAAAAUUUCUUUAAAAAAAAAAAAUUACAAAAUAUUGUCUGUGAGUAUAACAGAACUGAUUUUGCAGGCGAAAACCUGAGGAAAUCCAACCCGGAAGUGCCUCUUAUUUUGAAAAAUCACUGUUCCAUUGCCUGCCUUUCGUCCAUUUAAAGGGAUAUCAACCAGAUUCAUUUUCCUAUGGCUUCUUCAGGGUGUGAACAGUCUUUAGACAUAGCUUCAAGCUUUUAUUCUGAAAAAUGAGUGAGAUUUUUCAAUUUGCGUCAGUGGAUAGCUGAAUGUCCUUCCAUUAGUUUAUGCACGCGACACUGUUAGCUAGACAUUUUCUUUCUCUCAAGUAUUGAAUAGUUUCCAGUCCAGUUGAAAUAUUAUCGAUUAAUUAUGUUAAAAACAACCUGACGAUUGAUUAUUAAAAACGUUUGACAUGUUUCUACGAACUUUACGGAUACUAUUUGGAAUUUUCGUCAACCCUUGAUGACCUGCCUAAGGCUGUGGAAUACUGAACAUAAUGCGCCAAACAAAUUGAGUUUUUUUGAUAUAUAAAUAAUCCUUAUCGAACAGAAGGAACAUUUAUUGUGUAACUGGGAGUCUCGUGAGUGCAAACAUCUGAAGAUCAUCAAAGGUAAGCGAUUAAUUCUAUUGCUUUUCUGACUUUCGUGACCAGGUGUUUGUAAUGUUUUGUCUAGUAAUCGAUAAACUCACACAAACGCUUGGAUUGCUUUUUCUGUAAAGCAUAUUUUCAAAAUCUGACACGACAGGUGGAAGCUAACAAGCUAAGGUGUGUUUUGCUAUAUUGCACUUGUGAUUUCAUGAAUAUAAAUAUUUUUAGCAAUUUAUUUUGAAUUUGGCGCUCUGCAAUUCAGCGGUUGUUGAUGAAAAUGAUCCCGCUAAAGGGAUCCGUGCGUCAAGAUUAAGCACACUUCGCAAACCCUGAUGUCCUAGUCUUGUCUGAAUCAUGGCUGAGGAAGGCCACCAAAAAUCUUGAAAUGUUCAUCCCUAACUAUAACAUCUUCCGACAAGAUAGAACUGCCAAAGGAGGCGGAGUUGCAAUCUACUGCAGAGAUAGCCUGCAGAGUUCUGUCUUACUAUCCAGGUCUGUGCCGAAACAAUUUGAGCUUCUACUUUUAAAAAUCCACCUUUCCAGAAACAAGUCUCUCACCGUUGCCGCUUGUUAUAGACCCCCUUCAGCCCCCAGCUGUGCCCUGGACACCAUAUGUGAAUUGAUUGCCCCCCAUCUAUCUUCAGAGUUCGUAAUGUUAGCUGACCUAAACUGGAAUAUGCUUAACACCCCGGCCAUCCUACAAUCUAAGUUAGAUGCCCUCAAUCACACAAAUUAUUAAGGGACCUACCAGGUACAACCCUAAAUCCGUAACCAUGGGCACCCUCUUAGAUAUCAUCCUGACCAACUUGCUGACACUUCUGCUGUCUUCAACUAGGAUCUCAGCGAUCACUGCCUCUUUGCCUGUGCGCGUGAUGGGUCUGCGGUCAAACGACCCUUAUCACUGUCAAAUGCUCCCUAAAACACUUCAGUGAGCAGGCCUUUCUAAUCAACCUGGCCAGGUUUCCUGGAAGGAUAUUGACCUCAUCCCAUCAGUAGAGGAUGCCUUGUUGCUCUUUAAAAGUGCUUUCCCCUACAUCUUAAAUAAGCAUGGCCCAUUCAAGAAAUGUAGAACUAAGAACAGAUAUAGCCCCUGGUUCACCCCAGACCUGACUGCCCUUGAAAAGCACAAAAACAUCCUGUGGUGUUCUGUAUUAGCAUCGUAUAGCUCCCGCGAUAUGCAACUUUUCAGGGAAGUCAGGACCCAAUAUACUCAGUCAGUUUGAAAAAGCUAGCCUUAGCUUUCCUAACAGAAAUGUGCAUCCUGUAGCACUAAUUCCAAAAAGUUUUGGAACACUGUAAUGUCCAUGGAGAAUAAGAGCACCUCCUCCCAGCUGCACACUGCACUGAGGCUAGGAAACAUUAUCACCAUUGAUAAAUCUACAAUAAUUGAUCAUUUCAAUAAGCUUUUUCUACGGCUGGCCAUGCUUUGGCUACCCCUACCCCGGCAAAAAUCUCAGCACCCCCUAUAGCAUCUUGCCCAAGCCCUCCCGCUUCUCCUUCACCCAAAUCCAGACAGCUGAUGUUCUGAAAGAGCUGCAAAAUCGGGAUCCCUACAAAUCAGCUGGGCUAGACUAUCUGGACACUCUUUUUCUAAAAUUAUCUGCCGAAACUGUUGCAACCCCUAUUACUAGCCUUUUCAAGCUCUCUUUCGUAUUGUCUGAGAUCCCCAAAGAUUGGAAAGCUGCCGCAGUCAUCAUCCUCUUCAAAGAGGGAGACACUCUAGACCCAAACUGCUAUAGACCUAUAUCCAUCCUGCCCUGCCUUUCUAAAAUCUUUGAAUGUCAAGUUAACAAACAGAUCACCGACCAUUUCGAAUCCCACCGCACUUUCUCCACUAUGCAAUCUGGAUUCUGAGCUGGUCAUGGGUGCACCGCAGCCACGCUCAAGGUCCUAAACGAUAUCAUAACCGCCAUCGAUAAAAGACAGUACUGCGCAGCAGUCUUCAUCAACCUGGCCAAGGCUUUCGACUAUACCAAUCAUUGCAUUCUUAUCGGCAGACUCAAUAGCCUUGGUUUCUCAAAUCACUGCCUCGCCUGGUUCACCAACUGCUUCUCAGAUCGAUUUGACACACUGAACUCUGAGGGCCUGUUGUCCGGACCUCUGGCAGUCUCUAUGGGGGUGCCACAGGGUUCAAUUCUCGGGCCGACUCUUUUCUCUGUAUAUAUCAAUGAUGUCGCUCUUGCUGCUGGUGAUUCUCUGAUCCACCUCUAUGCAGAUGACACCAUGCUGUAUACAUCUGGUCCUUCUUUAGGCACUUUGCAAACAAACCUCCAAACGAGCUUCAAUGCCAUACAACACUCCUUCCAAAGCCUCCAACUGCUUUUAAAUGCAAGUAAAACUAAAAGCAUGCUCUUCCAGCGAUUGCUGCCUGCACCCUCCUGACCGACUAGCAUCACUACUCUGGAAGGUUCUGACUUAGAAUAUGUGGACAACUACAAAUACCUAGGUGUCUGGUUAGACUGUAAACUCUCCUUCCAGACUCACAUUUGCUCCUUUGCACCCCAGUAUCUCUACUUGCACAUUCAUCUUCUGCACAUGUAUCACUCCAGUGUUUAAUUGCUAUAUCGUAAUUACAUCACCACUAUGGCCUAUUUUAUUACCUUACCUCCCUUAUCUUACCUAAUUUGCACACACUGUAUAUAUACAUAUUUUUUAUUCUACUGUAUUAUUGACUGUAUGUUUGUUUAUUCCAUGUGUAACUCUGUGUUGUUGUAUGUGUUGAACUGCUUUGCUUUAUCUUGACCAGACCGCUACAACUUCAGGUGAAACUGGAGGGCGCGCAAUUCAAAUAAAUAAUCAUAACAAUUUUGGAUAUUAAACAUUUAGGUACAUAUAAGUGUCUUA